AUGGGUGUCUGGGUAGUUGAGAUCAUCCCACUGGAUGCGGGCUACUUUUUGGAUGAUGGGAACCGGGUUACUGUUCUGCACCACAAGAAUGUGAAGGCGGAGGUGAACGAUGUCAAAUUUGCCAGGUUAAUGCUCUGGUACGGGGGCAAAGAUAUUCCACUGGUUGAGAGUGAGUCGUCUGGGUAUCCAUUGAAUUGGCGGGGUAUUGGACAGAUCAGUGUCCCAGCCAUGGAGGGUUGCAGUGGGAAGUUCACGGGCGACGUCAAGAAGCCAUAUCGCGGUUCCUGUACCAACGUCCGCAAUGACUGGGUUUGA
Molecule: messenger RNA, 315 nt
Organism: Penicillium macrosclerotiorum
Lineage: Eukaryota; Fungi; Ascomycota; Eurotiomycetes; Eurotiales; Aspergillaceae
Exons: 2
Coding region: 1-315 (104 amino acids)
Source: RefSeq, a predicted model, not a curated record